AUGGACUCACUCUCUCUCUUCUGCACCGGAGCUCUUCUCGCCGGCGGCCUAUAUUGGUUCGUCUGUAUCCUCGGCCCCGCCGAACGAAAAGGCAAACGCGCCACCGAUCUAUCCGGUGGUUCCAUUUCCGCCGAAGAAGUCCAAGAUAGCUACAAACAAUACUGGUCCUUCUUCCGUCGUCCAAAAGAGAUCGAAACCGCCGAGAAAGUCCCAGAUUUCGUCGAUACCUUUUACAAUUUAGUAACAGAUAUUUACGAAUGGGGUUGGGGUCAAUCCUUCCAUUUCUCACCUUCCCUCCCUGGUAAAUCCCACCGUGACGCCACGCGCCUCCACGAAGAAAUGGCUGUGGAUCUCAUCGAGGUGAAAUCCGGAGACAAAAUCCUCGACGUUGGAUGCGGUGUUGGUGGUCCCAUGAGAGCCAUCGCUUCUCACUCACGCGCUAACGUCGUUGGAAUCACGAUCAACGAGUAUCAAGUGAAAAGAGCCAAGAUACAUAACAAAAAAGCCGGACUCGAUUCUCUAUGCGACGUCGUUUGCGGCAAUUUCCUCGAGAUGCCGUUUCCCGAUAACAGUUUCGACGGCGCGUACUCAAUCGAAGCGACGUGCCACGCGCCUAAGCUUGAUGAAGUUUACGCUGAAAUUUUUAGGGUUUUGAAACCCGGUGCUCUUUACGUUUCUUAUGAAUGGGUCACAACAGAGAAAUUCAUACCCGAAAAUUCAGAACAUGUUGAGAUUAUUCAAGGAAUUGAAAGAGGUGAUGCUUUGCCUGGGCUUAGAAGCUACGCUGAUAUAGCUGAAACGGCUAAGAAGGUUGGGUUUGAGGUUGUUAAGGAACAGGAUCUGGCUGAGCCACCGGCUGAGCCGUGGUGGAGCCGUUUGAAAAUGGGUCGGAUUGCUUAUUGGCGUAACCAUGUUGUGGUAACUGUUCUGUCUGCAUUGGGAAUAGCGCCCAAAGGGACGGUUGAUGUUCAUGAGAUGCUAUUCAAGACUGCUGACUUUUUGACCAGAGGGGGUGAUACUGGGAUUUUCUCUCCUAUGCACAUGAUUCUCUGCAGAAAACCAAAAGAACAAGAAAAAUAA
Messenger RNA from Lathyrus sativus (Indian pea), 1080 nucleotides. The record is from the annotation of a GenBank genome assembly. NCBI's taxonomy places the organism in Eukaryota, Viridiplantae, Streptophyta, Magnoliopsida, Fabales, Fabaceae.